CCUUUUUGACAGCGAAAAAUAUAUAGAUUGUAAGGCAAAGGUUCGAACGUGGAAGGUACAACGGCUAGUUGGCACGAACGGUAACCCUCCCAACGGUCGGAAAUUCAAAAUUCCCCUGAUAUCAUGCCCCUUCCAUUUCCCCAACAUUUCUCACUCUGAAUUCUGAAGCCCCUCCGCCGCUUUCAGUUUCCUCCAUCGCUCUCUCUUCUUCGGCUAACUUCCAUUGGAGAUGCUGCAGGACAUGUGGAACGCUCCUCCCGGCUUCAGGCCUUCCAAAUCGGCCCCUUCUUCUCCGGCCAAGCCUCUCGCCGCCGUUUCCAGGCUCCGUUCCGAGUCCUUCCAUGUCACUCAUAAAGUUCCCGUCGGCGACACGCCCUAUGUUAGGGCAAAAAAUGUUCAGUUAGUGGAGAAGGAUCCGGAUAAGGCGAUUCCUCUCUUCUGGGCCGCCAUUAAUGCAGGGGACAGAGUCGACAGUGCCUUAAAGGACAUGGCGAUUGUGAUGAAACAGCAGAAUCGAGCCGAAGAGGCGAUCGAAGCGAUUAAAUCUUUGCGGAAUCGGUGCUCUGAUCAGGCGCAGGAGUCUCUGGAUAAUAUCCUUCUGGAUCUGUACAAGAGAUGUGGAAGAUUGGACGACCAGAUAACUCUUCUGAAGCAUAAAUUGUUCUUGAUUCAACAAGGUCUGGCUUUUAAUGGUAAGCGGACCAAAACGGCAAGAUCUCAAGGAAAGAAGUUUCAGGUCUCAGUUGAUCAAGAAGCGACUCGAUUACUGGGGAACUUGGGAUGGGCGCUGAUGCAGCAGAACAAUUAUGUUGAAGCAGAAGAUGCUUAUAGGAAGGCACUUUCAAUAGCCCCAGAUAACAACAAAAUGUGCAACCUCGGAAUCUGCUUGAUGAAACAAGGGAGAAUUUCCGAGGCCAAAGAAAAUCUGCGCAGAGUAAAGCCUGCAGUUGCAGAUGGGCCAAGAGGCACAGAUUCCCACCUCAAAGCUUAUGAAAGAGCACAACAGAUGCUCCGAGACCUUGAGUCUGAAAUGAUGAACAGGGGAGGUGACCGACUCGAACAGAGACGGCUCUUCGACGCCUUUCUCGGUUCUUCGUCGAUUUGGCAACCUCAGCCUUGCAAGGAUCACACAACCUUGCCAGUCACAAAUCCCACCAGGACAAUCCAAGAUGAUUUUGCUGAUGAGAACAUUGAUAUGAACUUGAUACCAAACCAGAUGGUUCCUCCUCCUCGACAACAUAAAUUUAUCAAACCAGUUCAAGCUCCUUUGGGGAAUUCAUUGAAUGUUGCUGCCCAACCAUUUUUUUCAUCAAAAUUUGUUACUGAACCAAUAACCAAAGUCCCUUUAGGAAACCAAUUUCCUGAAGGCCUGAAGAGAACAAGGUCUGGGAAUGCAGCCAAUUCAAUGAGAGUGAAUGACAUGGUGGAAAUAAAAAGGCCAUUUUUAGCAGCAGAAACAGGGAGGCCUGAAACUAAGACCAGAAAGCCAUCUCCUCCCAAUACCUCUGAGGAGACAAAAAAGUUGGCAGCAAUGUUGCCAGAUGACAAUGACUUUGAAGAGGCUAUUCUUGCUGCAGUUCUAGGCCCAACAAAUGAAGCACAGAAGAAAGCAAGCAAUGCCAGCGACACCGUCGCCGGUGGCGGAAUGCUUCAGAGGAAGAUUGAGAAAAAAAGGCUCAAGGUUUUUCAAGACAUUACACUCUCCUUGAGUCCCAGAGCCUAACUGUGUUCUAAUUUAACAAUUAAGUUUUUUUACCUUUCUAAUUUAAUUCCUAAUUUUUACAGUUCGGGCAGAGGAGAUGAACUUGUUCUCCUUUGCAGCAGCUUCUGCAACCAGUCUAGUCUCUACAUAAAGCUUAUUGUUCCCUACUUA
Momordica charantia (bitter melon) is the source of this 1873-nucleotide messenger RNA. RefSeq names its product Tetratricopeptide repeat (TPR)-like superfamily protein. The record is from RefSeq and is a predicted model, not a curated record. Gene Ontology annotation, molecular function: protein binding. Lineage: Eukaryota; Viridiplantae; Streptophyta; Magnoliopsida; Cucurbitales; Cucurbitaceae.